This is a messenger RNA of Pipistrellus nathusii (Nathusius's pipistrelle), 1095 nucleotides long. The record is from the annotation of a GenBank genome assembly. NCBI's taxonomy places the organism in Eukaryota, Metazoa, Chordata, Mammalia, Chiroptera, Vespertilionidae.
AUGGGGACUCUCUGGAGCCAGGAGAGACCUCCAGAAGAGGGGCAACCCAUUGAACAGAGCAGAUGGUGGCCCAGGGCCAGACGGCUGCUACUGGCUGUCCUGAUUUUAGGUCUGCUCCUUGGUUCUUCCAUCAUUUUGUUCUACAUCUUCCGGAGCUGUGGACCUCGCUUCUGUGAGAUGCCCAUGUGUUUGCAUCUCCCGGAUCAUUAUCUGGCCUCUGGGAACACCAGAGCGGCACCCUGCACUGACUUCUUCAGCUUUGCCUGUGGAAAGGCCAAGGAAACCAGUAAUUCUUUUCAGGCCCUUGCUGAGGAGAAUAAGAGCCGACUUCGGAGAAUACUGGAAGCCCCAGGAUCCUGGCAUCUGGGGUCUGGGGAGGAGAAAGCCUUCCAGUUCUACAACUCCUGCAUGGACACAAGUACCAUUGAGACUGCAGGGACUGGUCCCCUCAGACAAGUGAUUGAGGAGCUUGGAGGCUGGCCAAUCUCCGGUAAUUGGACUUCCUUAGACUUUAACGGAACUCUGAGACUUCUGAUGAGUCAGUAUGGUCACUUCCCCUUCUUCAGAGCUUAUCUGGGACCUCAUCCCGCCCCUCCACACACACCAGUCAUCCAGAUAGACCAACCAGAGCUUGACAUUCCCCUCAAGAAAGAGCAGGAACAGAAGAUCUAUGCCCAGGUCAUGCGGGAAUACCUGACUUACCUGGAUCAGCUGGGAACCUUGCUGGGAGGAGACCCAGUCAAGGUGCAAGAACAUGCCUCCUUGUCCAUCUCCCUUACCUCACGGCUGUUCCGGUUCAUGAGACCCCUGGGGCAGCAGCAGGCACAGGGAAAGCUCUUCCAGAUUGUCACUAUAGACAAACUGCAGGAAAUGGCCCCUACCAUCGACUGGUUAUCCUGCCUCCAAGCAACAUUCACAUCGAUGUCCCUGAACCCCUCCCAGACCGUCAUGGUACAUGACCUGGAUUAUUUGAAAAACAUGUCACAACUGGUGGAAGAAGAGCUGUUGAGCCACGGGUUUGUUCCAGGUGGGAUCAGGGAGGUACAGGGCAGAGGAAAGAGUCUGAAGACCCAGAGGUCUCAGGAACACAGGUGA